AUGACGGGAAAGCCACUCACAACAGACCAUGGAAACAGAAAAUACGCUGUAGAUGGAUGGGACAUGGGCAGAAUGCUCAAGUUCAUAGAGCAGGAGUCAGAACAGAAGGCAAAUGAAAUAAAAAUAAAGGCAAACGAGAAGUACGCAAUAGAAGUGGCAGAAAUGGCCGUAAAGAGCAUGAAAAAAAUAAACCAACAGAAGACAGAGGAGAUACACAAAAUAAAAUCAGAAAAAACAAUUGCAGAGGGAAAGCUGAGGUCGAAGGCGAGCAUUACCAUUGCAAGGGAGAAAGAGCAAAUAAUCAACAAAAUACUAAACAAAACUAUAGAGAAGUGCCAGGACCAGCCGCUUACCACAAAGCUAGCACAGGACGCCAUCGGCAAGUACAGAUUUAUAUUUCCGUGCGGCAAGAUGAUAAUAUACGUGAGAAACCAGGAUAGAAAAGUAGUAGAGUCAUUGCUGAGCCCAGAAGAGUACACCAUAGAGGAAAUGCAGGAGAAUCUGCUGGGGGGAAUUGUAAUAAGAAACGAGGAAAGAACAGUGCUAGUCAAUAACAGUUAUUUAGAAAGAAUCAGGUGUGCAGGAGAGAAAAUACAGCCGGUAAUACAGAAGGUAUUAUUCACUAAGCUAGACCAAAAUGAGUAA
Nematocida minor is the source of this 645-nucleotide messenger RNA. Its product is annotated as V-type H+-transporting ATPase subunit E. Gene Ontology annotation, cellular component: proton-transporting two-sector ATPase complex, catalytic domain. The coding region runs from base 1 to 645 and encodes 214 amino acids. Gene Ontology annotation, molecular function: proton-transporting ATPase activity, rotational mechanism. NCBI's taxonomy places the organism in Eukaryota, Fungi, Microsporidia. Gene Ontology annotation, biological process: proton transmembrane transport. The transcript has a single exon. The record is from RefSeq and is a predicted model, not a curated record.